Dendronephthya gigantea is the source of this 1069-nucleotide messenger RNA. Its product is annotated as ficolin-1-like. The transcript has 5 exons. Lineage: Eukaryota; Metazoa; Cnidaria; Anthozoa; Malacalcyonacea; Nephtheidae. The record is from RefSeq and is a predicted model, not a curated record. The coding region runs from base 1 to 966 and encodes 321 amino acids.
AUGACAUGUAUCAUUUCUCAAAACUACUGCUCUCAAAGAGUUUAUAAAGCUAUUAAAAAAGGAGGGUCAACUUUACGCUCAGAUGAAAUCAUAUCAAAUCAUACCGUCAACUCAGAAUUUGUCAAGAUAGAAUGUCUCGAGCUCUGCCAAAAGGAACCGAAAUGUGUUGGAUUCAACUACAGAGACAAGAUGAAUGUUGUGAACUGCCAACUGGCCACCCUCAUUGGCAAGACAAAUCACACCGCAAUAAAGGGAGAAGGAGAAUGGAUACUAAUGAACGACGAUAAAGCAACGGCAGAAGAAAAGAGAAAACGUGAGAUUUUGAAUUCAGCUACCAGCUGCGCCUAUCUUUACAACGAAGGAAUAAGACAAGAUGGUAUUUACACUACCAAUCCAGACAGCCAGGGAUCGUUUCAAGUCAGAUGUGAUAUGAGCAUAGACGGGGGUGGCUGGACCAUGUUCCAAAGAAGAAAAGAUGGAAGUCAAGAUUUCUACCUUGGAUGGUCAGACUAUAAAGCAGGCUUUGGUGAUCUUAACGGCGAGUUCUGGUUGGGGCUUGAUAAAAUACAUCGUUUGACGAAAUCUGGCCAAAAUGUUCUAACAGUUGAUUUGAUGGAUUUCAAUGGCGCUAAACGUUACGCUAAAUAUGGAACAUUUAGUGUGGCUAAUGAAUCAGACAAAUACAGAUUGAAUAUUGCCAGUUAUUCAGGAAACGCAAAUGAUUCCCUUCUUUGGCACAACGGAAUGAACUUCAGUACCAACGAUAGCGACAAUGAUGUUCGACCAGAUAAGAAUUUUGCUUCGAUGUUCCAAGGUGCUUGGUGGUACAAUAACGGUCAUCAAUCCAACCUUAAUGGCAUGUACCUGGGUGCAGGUCAGCAACAUAACCGUGGGAUAAAAUGGAACAAGUGGCAUAAUCAUUCAAUGAAAAUGACGGAGAUGAAAAUUCGUCCAAGUCAGUUUUAAUGUAUUCCUGCACCAGCAUUACGAACAAACAUUACCUUGUUUUCGAUGCUUUCGAGCACGUUAUAUAUCAAAGUAUAGUGAUGUAGAAAUAGUAAUAUAAUAA